Hevea brasiliensis (rubber tree) is the source of this 1696-nucleotide messenger RNA. Its product is annotated as pectin acetylesterase 12-like. The transcript is spliced from 12 exons. Bases 178 to 1428 code for a protein of 416 amino acids. The record is from RefSeq and is a predicted model, not a curated record. Gene Ontology annotation, biological process: cell wall organization. Gene Ontology annotation, molecular function: pectin acetylesterase activity. Gene Ontology annotation, cellular component: plant-type cell wall. NCBI's taxonomy places the organism in Eukaryota, Viridiplantae, Streptophyta, Magnoliopsida, Malpighiales, Euphorbiaceae.
UAUUUAUUUUCUACAUUUUGCUUUCAAGCUUCAAGCUUGAAUAAUACUGGCAGCUUUGAAGAUAAUACCAUUUACUAGUAAUAAUGGCAGAGCAUUCUUGAUACUGUUAGGCAAGAUUUGGGUGGCAGAAAAAUUGUGACAGGAGAAAGAGAGGGAGAGGGAGAGAGAUAGGGGCAAAUGGGGAAGCUUCUGUGGGUUUUGGUUGCUGUAGUUUUGGUUUUUGGGAAAUGGGUGGGUGGGUUUUUUGAAUUCAAUGAGACGGAGAUAUUUUACACUGGAGCUGAAGCUUAUGGUUAUUUUAAUGAAUCUAAACCCUUUAAUAAUGCUCUCAUGGUUGGACUCACUCUCAUUCAAGGAGCUCGUGGAAGAGGAGCAGUCUGUUUGGAUGGAACAUUGCCUGGCUAUCAUUUGCAUCGUGGAUAUGGUUCAGGAGCUAACAGUUGGCUUAUUCAAUUAGAGGGAGGAGGAUGGUGCAAUAACAUUAGAAACUGUGUUUACCGCAAAAAAACCCGGCGUGGUUCAUCCAGAUACAUGGAAAAGCUGGUGCCAUUUAUAGGAAUUCUAAGCGAUAAGCCUCAAGAAAAUCCUGAUUUUUUCAACUGGAACAGAGUAAAACUCCGUUACUGUGAUGGUGGCUCGUUUGCUGGGGAUAGUGAAAAUAAGGCUGCACAACUAAAAUUUAGAGGACAACGUAUAUGGUUAGCUGCAAUGGAAGAUUUAAUGUCAAAGGGAAUGCAUUAUGCCAACCAGGCUCUUCUUUCUGGGUGCUCUGCGGGGGGUCUUGCUUCAAUUUUACAUUGUGAUGAGUUUAGGAACAUGUUUCCAAGAACAACUAGAGUGAAGUGCCUAAGUGAUGCUGGUUUAUUCCUUGAUGCAGUUGAUGUAUCUGGUGGCCGCACUCUAAGAAAUAUGUACAGUGGUGUGGUGGGCUUGCAGGGGGUGCGAAAUAGCCUGCCACCCAUAUGCACUAACCACCUUGAUCCAACUUCAUGCUUCUUCCCUCAGAACAUAAUCAGCAACGUAAAAACCCCAUUAUUCAUUCUCAAUGCAGCCUAUGAUUCAUGGCAGAUCCAAUCUAGCUUAGCUCCACCAACUGCAGAUCGCCAUGGCUACUGGAGUGAAUGCAGAAAGAACCAUGCAAAAUGUUCAGCAUCCCAAAUUCAAUUUCUACAAGGAUUCAGGAAUCAAAUGCUGCGUGCAAUAAGAGGCUUCUCAAUGUCUAGACAGAAUGGAUUAUUUAUAAAUUCAUGUUUUGCUCACUGCCAAUCAGAAAGGCAAGAUACAUGGUUUGCCGAUAAUUCUCCUGUUCUUAGAAAUAAGGCAAUUGCAAUUGCAGUAGGAGAUUGGUAUUUUGAUCGCUCAGGGGUAAAGGCAAUCGAUUGCCCCUAUCCAUGUGACAAGACCUGCCACAAUCUGGUUUUCAGAUGAGCCAAAUUAAGUAAGCAAUUGAUUUAGCUUAGAUAUCACAUCAUAUAUCUUCCCAUUAUUCUUGAAAAAAGAAUUAUCUGCAAUUCAUUGCCAAUUUACAGAAGACAAUAAGAAUUAGGAUCCCCAAGAAAUGAAAAUUUAUCGCAAGCCUGUGGACAUUGUUGUAGCCCUUCUUGUGCAUAGUAGUUGCAAUUUUUGUCUUCAAUAUGAGCUGUACUGAUAUAUAUUAUAUUUGCAAUGAUGAAUCAAUCAAGUCCAUGAUUUUGAA